Molecule: messenger RNA, 5634 nt
Organism: Xyrauchen texanus (razorback sucker)
Lineage: Eukaryota; Metazoa; Chordata; Actinopteri; Cypriniformes; Catostomidae
Product: nuclear receptor ROR-beta-like
Exons: 10
Coding region: 181-1581 (466 amino acids)
Biological process (GO): regulation of transcription by RNA polymerase II
Cellular component (GO): nucleus
Molecular function (GO): zinc ion binding; nuclear receptor activity; RNA polymerase II cis-regulatory region sequence-specific DNA binding
Source: RefSeq, a predicted model, not a curated record
ACCGCGCCGCUCGCUCUCGCCCGCUCCACGCGCACCUCUGGAAUGGUUUAGCACAAUAGUCUCCCACUUUGACGUUGACGAGACGAAACUUCAUCAUCACCGAGGAUCUUGUGUUUUUUUUACUCUGGUUUAUGUUUGUUCCUACAUGACUGGCGCGUUCGGGAGCGAGUCGCCACCACCAUGCGAGCCCAAAUUGAAGUCAUACCAUGCAAAAUCUGUGGAGACAAGUCAUCAGGGAUCCACUAUGGAGUCAUCACAUGUGAAGGCUGUAAGGGUUUCUUCAGACGCAGUCAACAGAACAACGCCUCCUACUCGUGUCCACGUCAGCGCAACUGCCUGAUUGACAGAACAAAUCGCAACCGCUGCCAGCACUGUCGGCUGCAGAAGUGCCUGGCUCUGGGCAUGUCCCGGGAUGCUGUUAAGUUCGGCCGCAUGUCUAAGAAGCAGAGGGAUUCUCUGUACGCAGAGGUUCAGAAGCACCAGCAGAGACUGCAGGAGCAGCGGCAGCAGCAGACAGGUGAUGCGGAGGCCCUUGCCCGGGUGUAUUCCUCCAGCCUCACCAACGGCCUCAGCACCCUCAACCACGAGAUUGGAGGCACGUACGCCAAUGGUCACGUCAUAGAUAUGCCUAAGGGUCAGACCAAUGGUGCUCCCGGAGGCUACUACGGCAUGGACUCCACCCAGCCCAGCCCAGAUCAGUCUGGACUGGAUAUGACUGGAAUGAAGCAGAUCAAACAGGAACCCAUUUAUGAUUUAACCCCUGUUCCCAACCUCUUUACCUAUGGCUCCUAUCCAGACAGCCAGCUAGUGCCUGGAGUUUCCAUGGGGGAAUUAGACCGAAUUGCUCAGAACAUCAUAAAAUCACACCUGGAGACGUGUCAGUACACAGCAGAAGAGCUACAGCAACUAGCCUGGCAGACGCACUCCUACGAAGAGGUCAGGAUGUACCAAAACAAGACACGGGAUGUGUUGUGGCAGCAGUGUGCUAUACAGAUAACUCAUGCCAUUCAGUAUGUGGUUGAGUUUGCUAAGCGCAUCGCUGGCUUCAUGGAGCUUUGUCAGAACGACCAGAUCUUACUACUGAAAUCAGGCUGUUUAGAAGUUGUGCUGGUCAGAAUGUGUCGGGCAUUCAACCCUCUCAACAACACAGUUCUGUUUGAGGGGAAAUAUGGAGGCAUGCAGAUAUUUAAAGCUCUGGGCUGUGACGAUCUGGUCAGUGCAGUGUUUGACUUUGCCAAAAGUCUGUCUUCGCUGCAGUUAACAGAGGAGGAGAUAGCCCUGUUUUCUGCUGCAGUGCUCAUUUCUACAGACCGGCCGUGGUUACUGGAGCCUAGGAAAGUGCAGAAGCUACAGGAGAAAAUCUACUUUGCCCUGCAGCACAUCAUGCAAAAGAACCAUAUGGACGAGGAUGCGCUGGCCAAGGUGAUCAGUCGGGUCCCCACACUGUCAGCCCUUUGCACUCUCCACACAGAGGAGCUCCAGGCCUUCCAGCAGCUCCAUCCAGAGACGGUCAAUAUGCUCUUUCCCCCCCUCUAUAAGGAGCUCUUCAAUCCUGACGCUGCUAGCAUCAUGCCCAAAUGACCACACAAGUUCACACCCACAUUUUGCAUAAAGAACAGGUCUUUCAUUCACGAUAAAUGGGCUGCCCAUGGAAGGUGUCAUUGAUGUUCUUGAUGAGCAUUGUGUCGCAGCAUUCAAGGCAUUUUGCCGCCACAAAAAAUAAACUCUAGGAUUGUCCUGCACUUAAAAAAUCCAUCUCAAUUUCACCGGUACAGUCAUAAGAAUGUAUAUAUGCGCCAGCAGCAAAAGGCGCCUUCAAUUUGACCAGAAAUGUACAGACUUUAGGACAAUUUAUGCUGUCUUUAAAAUUGGGUAAGUUUAUUUGUUUGUUUGAAUUCUCUUUUUCUAUAUAAAAUAUUGUUAUAUUGAAAUGAGGGUGGGGGAUUGUAUUCAAAAAUGAUAAAGAUGUAGUCAUUUCUCUAGUACAAGGCGGUAUUCCAGUAUUAAAUCUCGCCCUGUUAAUAUUUUAGUCAUAAUUUAAAAACAAAAGUGGCCUGAAAGGCCCAUACCUUGUCUAUGUAAUUUUUUGUAUUUGUUUUGUAGUUUUACCUGUACAGAAUUUGUGAAGUUGAACCUGUAUAAGGUUAACAGGGGACUAACUUUGUUUGGCCAUGUUUAAAAGCCUUGUCUGGGCUAUGUAGAUAUGUAAAAACAGCACUACAACAUUAAUCCUACAACAAAGGAUUUUUGAGGUGUAAUGGAUCCUUUUCCAUACGAAAGUAUAGAUAUAUAUUUUAAAAAUCUUGUUAGUCAUAGCUGCAAUAACAGAUACUGUAAUGCAUUAACUGCUGAAAAACAAUCCAGUCAAAAGUGACUUUAUGGGAAGCCCUCAGAACUGCUUCUAAUCUAUAAUCAUGUUUGCUCCAAUGCCUCAAAAUACAGUUCUUAAUGCCACACUGCCAAAACAAGAACAAUAGAGUAAUGCAGCAACAUUAUAGCCCUCUUUCUGUAGAAACAUAAGUAGCUAGCAUGCAAUCAGCUCUUAUCAGUUAACGCCACUGAUUUUUCAAGUCCACUUAACUUGUUUCUGCUGCCUCGUUUGAAAAUUCUCAUUUAUUAGCAAUAAGGUUAUAAAUGCCCAGGUUAAGGAGGGUCUGUGAUAUUCUUAAUUGCAUAGCAAGAGUAACACUCAAAGCACUCACUCUCUAGUUUAAACACCAAUGAAAACAUCUAAUAGUUCCAUUCUAUUCCAUUGAAAUCACUUGAGAUAGAAGUAAUGUGUCAUAAGCCAUCAAGUUAGAUUGGGGCAUAAACCUAGUCUUAAUAAUCUUUAAGGAAUGUGUACAGGAUUCCUAUUGGAUUUUGAACAAUUAAUAAUAAGAAUCCUUUAAGAAAUGUAUAAGAUCUUUCUGGAUAAACUGAAAUUCCUCUAUCAGUUUCUUUAUUCUUUCAUAAAUGUUCUACUCAAUCAUCAUUGGGACAUUAGGAAUAAAACAAGGAAUCUGAUUUGGGUUUAGGUGAUUGUCUUGGAAUUUAGUUGGCUAAGAAACUAUUUGAGCAUUUAAAUUCAGUCAUUUUUUAAGCAAGCAGAGAGAUGUUCCCUGUAACUCCUGGGAUAUACUGUUGUAAGACUAUAAAAGCUUAAAUGGCAGUGUAAUUGACAAUCAUCUUUGAGUCAUUGAAAGAUGUCAUUGAACAUUCAGUGCUCACAUUGCAGUAAAGAACCACUAAGUGCAGCUACUGUAGGAAGAGUGUGUCACUCAUACAUUAUAAGAUACUUUAAAUCAUUAUCUUGUUAGGACAGUAUAGGUUGGGACCUUCUGGGUCCAAUAAAGUACCAUCUCACACCACCAGAUGGAGAUACUGAGUGCGCUUCUCCCCUUCCCUUGACCUGUACUUACAGGAUCUAAAGCCAUAUGGAAAAAAAAAACUUUACAUUACUGUAACACAAGGUAGGAGCUGACAUAUUCGGUUUCACCGAACAGAGAAUUUUUAAUAUUUGGAGCUUUUCAAAAUGCACUUGAAAGCACUUAACUAACAUUAAUUAAUAACCACAGAUACAUGGUAUUAAAUAAAUGCACAAAUAAAUUCUGCUGAUAAGCAAUCAUUUUAUCUUUUUCAAGUCCUCCUACUUAACAAAACACUCUCAGUCCAAAUUUAGGGAAUGUUUCCAUUUCCCUUUAUGUCAGUUUCCUGUUCAAGACAAUCAUUUCUGGGUGCAAAUAUUUCAGCAUCCCUCUCAGGGACUUCUCUUUGAAUAUUUUCAAUAGAAAGAGAGUACUAUUUUAAAAAUAUGGACAUUUUUAGGGAAUACAAAUACAAUCGCAAUGGUUUCUUCAAAUAUGGAACCUACUCAGACAAGGCUUUGGUGUGUGUAUGUGUGUGUAUAUGUGUACCCAUCGUUGAGAGACGAAAUAGGCUGAAUUCACUGGCUGGCCUUGCCACACUGCAUUCCCAGCAAAGAGUUCUUUCUCUCUCUGUAAAUAUCAAUGUGCAAGCACCAACAGUGGUGCCUGUGCUCCAAAUUAAGACAUUGUAAUUAGUAAUCAUCUCCUGAAAUGAAAUGGAUUUUAUGUAAGUUAGAUUAUUUAUACAGAGCAUGAAUAAGGUGCUCUCUAUCUAUUUCUGUGCUCAUUACAGAAAAUGUAUUCUGUCAGAAAUCACAUUUUAAACUUAUGAAGGCUUUUUUUAUUUUAUUUUAUUUUUUUGUAUUAGACUGUGAAUUGAUGUCAAGAGGCAUUUGUGACUAUAUAAGAGUUUCAAAACUGUUAGGUACUGUAGCAAUAACUGGAAGCAUUUACUACAGUCAUGUUUGCAUUCUAAGAUUAUUUUUAUUUUAUUAUAAUGAUAUUACUAUUAGCCUAAUGUUGUUCAGUUAUCUUUGCAUGCUGGUUUAAAAUAAUGAACCCUUUGGGCUUUUGUGUUUUCUUAUAUGUUGCUGACAUGGGGAGGGCAGCAGGGUAGGUUGAUUGGGGUCAAUUUAUUCUGAAUGUUACCGGGGAGGUUUUCAAUUUUUAAGACUCAAUGAAACACACCCUGCUCAUUCUGUUAACACACAUACAUGCACAAUAAAGUAUUUAUUACUGUGUAGGAGUAGAAUAAAAGGGCACUUACUCACGCUUACAGAAUACUGGUUUAAAGGGAUAGUUCACCAAACAAAUUUAAUUCUGUCAUCAUUUAUUGACCCUCAUCUUGAUCCAAACCCGUAUUACUCUUUUUCUUCCGUGGAACACAAAUGUAGAUCAUCAGUCACCAUACACUUUCUUUAUAUGGCUAAACAAUGCAAUGAAAGUGAAUGAUGACUGAAGAAAGAAAGUCUUAUGGGUUUGUAACAACAUGAGGGUGAGUAAAUGAUGUUAGAAUUCAAAUAUUUGGGUAAACUAUUCCUUUAAUGCAUGCACUUGCCCUACACUUGACAUGAAGGAAACAAGUGUGUGUCUGUGUGUUUGUACUGUUUUCCCAUGUAUGACCACAGACAGCUAUGUUCUACUGAAGUUCAUCCAACACUACUUACUGAUGCAUACCACACAUCAUUAAUUUUGUUCAUUUUCAAAUCAGAAUGUGUCUGCCUCCCUGGAUGGAGAAAAAAAAAACAAAGGUAGCAUCUGUUACCAAAACCCUUAAGACUGUACUUAGUGUACAGAAACCUUUUAAUGUACUAAUUAAGUAAAAGAACAACAUUUUGUUUUCAAGUGGCAUUGCUAGUGUACUGUGACGCUGAAUGGCAUGCAGGGUAGAUGCUUUACUGUAUAAGUUGUUUACUUGAGAAGCAAUCAAAAAGUGGAAUUUUAAUGCAUGGGGGGUUGGGGGGGGUCUGUUAACUUGCCAAGAGUGUGAGUGUGUAUGUACAUGUGUGCGAGCUGGAUUGUAAAACAGAAUAUAAGUGAAGGGUGACUAGCACUUUGUGUAAUGAAGUGAAUAUAUGUGGUUUGUAUGUGUAUGAGUGAGCAGGGGUUUGAGUUGAAGUGCGAGCAUUGUGGAAUGGACAUGUUAAAGUACUGAUUAAUUGAGACCAUAAGGUGUCUCCUCCAAGUUGUAAAUACUAAGCGAUGGACUUAAGUGAUUUUUGUUAAAUUCUAUAUUUUAUGGCUUUUGUAGACAUUUCUUUGAGGGAUAAAAAAAUAAAGUAAAUUU